GUAUUUUGAGGGAAAAGAGCAGCGGUCACAUUACACGCGGCACAGUAAAAGAAAUUUGCUUUGAAUGUUUUUAUUACAAAUUAAACCGCGCAAUGGAUGUUUUGCAAGAUUAUAAUAGGUACUCCCAUAUCGGCAAUAGCUUUGGCUUUGUUUGCAGGACCAUGGAAAGACACUGUGGAAUGCAGCAACUGGCGUCUUAUGAAAAAUACGAAUUUGUUCAGCUCCUGAAGAUUCUGAAUGCGAAGGAAAAGAUGCUGGCCGCCAGAUUCUUUUGCCAGUUGCCCGCCAAUGUGGGCAGUUUCCGGGUGCUCCUCCAGUUGCAGGAACUCCGCAUCCUGACGGCCACGCAGUACAUCCUUAGAAAGGAGCACUCGGAUCAGCUGCAGGUGGACUUGAUCAUAUUCCUGGAAUCGGAAUUCGAACUUCUGGCAAAUGUCUUUCUCUCAGCUGCUUAUAAUGCCGAUUUUGCGAUGAGGUUAACUUUAAUCCUAACAACAGCAUUGGGCCAUCUCUAUUCCGGCCUCGUUAGCAAUCCUAAAAUAAGCAGUUUGGGCUAUUUGGAGCCCCUGUGUAAAGCCCUGCCAGAUGAUGCCCUGUGUGUCUGCAUGAAUAUGCAUUUAAAUACCCUGCUGGAACUUCACCGAACGGAGAGUAUAAACGAAGCAUUUUCCAACUUUAGCGCCUGGAUCAAUGAGGGUGUGGACGAACUGACUUUUGUGAAGCACCUCUGCGAUAGGCUCUUUGUUGGCCAUCAACAGGAAGCUCUUCAGUACCUUUUCAAGCAAUCGAACUCUGAAAACUUUAGGCAAUGGAAGUUUUACCUAAUUUUAGUGCAGUCUAUUGCCAGUGGAGCCAGUCCCGAAAGCACUGUAUAUAUUAAGAAAUAUCUGAAAAAUAGACUUUUGCAAACCGCAUCUACCGGCUGCCUGACAUCCCUUCUUCACUUGCUGCUAACUGCACGAGCUGCCACUGCCUCAACCAUGGAUAUUCAGAAAAAUCUGGACAACUACGCCAAGUGGUACAAGCAGAACAUUGGUGAAAUGACUUACAUACUUGGCACGGAAAAGUUUCAGGUCAUUUUGGGUCUCCUGGAGGAGGCUUUGCCAUACGAAAAGGAGUUGCAAUAUUUGGAGAUACAUGUCUCGAUUGCCAUUUCACCUGGCGGUCGACUCGUUCAGGCCUACAAAACCAAGUGCCGAGCACAAGUGUCUCAACUUAAAUUGGCAGCAAAGAGAAAAGCUUCAAGGGAUUAGAUAC
Messenger RNA from Drosophila elegans, 1257 nucleotides. RefSeq lists its product as uncharacterized. NCBI's taxonomy places the organism in Eukaryota, Metazoa, Arthropoda, Insecta, Diptera, Drosophilidae. The transcript has 9 exons. The record is from RefSeq and is a predicted model, not a curated record. The coding region runs from base 93 to 1253 and encodes 386 amino acids.